AUGAGCUACAUCACUCGCCGAGCUUUGUCUACCCUCAUCCCUCCCAAGGUUGCGUCGCCUAAUGCCAUUGGCGCUGCCCAGGAUGCUGCACGCAUGGAACGUGUAGUCAGCUUCUACGCUGGUCUGCCCCGUGGCGCCGCUCCUGCCACCAAACCAUCUGGACUGCUUGAGCGCUACCAGGCCCGCUAUUUCAACGGAAAGAACGCUUCUGGCAUGCCGCUUGUCCACGUUAUUGGAACCCUCUUGGUUGUCGGUUACAGCAUGGAGUACUACUUCCACUUGCCAUUGCAUAUUGGUAUGGCAGAGCAGACAAGUCACGAUGUGGUAAACCAAACCCGGUCGGGCGGCGAGCCCUCGUCAUCCGACGUUCCUGCGAGCAAAAUCGACAACUACUCUGCUGAAGGGGACGUGGGGAGGAUUACCAAAAACGAGCUCAACUCACAAGAAAAACCGUCUACUAUCGAACAAACUUUACGUGACACAAGAACCAUGGAUACAAACGAGCCUGAGAAAGCGUCUAGUGAAGGAAAUAAGGACCUUGGUAAACAGGGAUCGGCCGCAGUGGCGACGAGGGCACUGGAACUAAACGGCGUGGCAUCUCUGUCAGAUGGUGGUGAGGACGCUGGCUCGCUCGGUGGAUCGGAUACAGAUACCAGUCGUACGGAAGGCCGACAGCAUUUGCGAACUGGUUCGGUGAAGAAAACGACGGCUUUUAAACCAGUGUCUUUUGCGAAAUUUUCAGUGCCUAAAGCUCCAGGAUCGUCGACCACACCGAAACUUGGUGAGAAACCGACUUUGUCUGCGACUUCGUCGAGCGCUUCACCACAGCCAUCUACACGACCUCGUUUAGUUGCGAAGACAACUAGUGGUCUAGGAUCAUCCUCCAAGCCUGUCACAGCCGGGUUUAAGGGGCCUUCAAGUGGUCCGGAUGGUAGCCAGGUUUGGAAUAAGAAUCGGCCUGCCCAACCCCCACCCACAAAGCAUCUCACGGACGAAGAGUUGAAACAGCAGUAUGGUAUUCACAUGACAUCUCGAAUUCAAGAAGACGGGAAUGGAACGGAGGCAAAAUGGGCGGAUAUCGAUGACGACGAAGACGAUUGGGCCCCGGAAACUAUUGAAUGGAACGACGGGACAAAGAUCACACUUACGCAUACUGAAAAUGCCCAGCCUCCUAUCCAGGGCAUGACGGAUCGCGGUGAAGGGAAAGAGGGCGCGAUGCCAAAACAACCUCCAACCCGGGACAGCACAAGGACAUUUUUCACUAAGCCUUCUACUAAUGUUGGGCCGAAUGCCACUGUGCUUCGAUUAGGAGCGAAUGCAGAGAGACAACAACAACAAGCCAAGGCUGCCGCUAUUGCCUCCAGAUCUGGAACUGAUAAACCUACGUUGACCUCAAAAAGCCCGGCACCGGUCCCAAUGAAAUCGCCAUGGGCUGCUCUACCUCCCGUCGAUAAGGUUUCUCCGAUACAUCCACCAGUCCAAACUGGUCAACAUCAAAACGUCGCUCGUUUUCCACCUAGAGAUCAGAUGGUUCCUGACAAAGGCAUGAGCUCUGUUCCCACCCGUGAAAUAGCGGCCGAUGAUUUCAAUCGCUCUUGGAGAGAGGGUCAAUCUAAUGUACCUCGAGAACUAUUCAACUCUCAGUCCGGCAGGUACGAGCCAGUGCCAGACACUCGAAAAGGUCCCAUUCGCAGCGAUGCUCACAUGCGCCCCGCAACUGUCUUACAACGGCCCGGUAAUAAUGACAUUGGGGGACCUGCAGAGCCUUCUGCUGCAUUCCAGACACACAGGUCUAGUCAUCCUGAAAGCGGUCACUGGGGUCGUCGACGAGCUUCGUCUAAUGUCAGUGGUGGUAGUGGGAGCUUUGGCCGCCGAAUGUCCAUUGGGCGACCGGACGGUCACCAAAAACCGUAUGAAGGUAGGGUUUCUCAAGUCAAUGGUGUGUUCGAUCACUCGACCUCGCCAAGCGAAACAUCCUACUCGAAAGACCCGAUGCAACCGGAGCAAUCCCCGAAGCAACCACCUGUUAUUCCUUUGCAAUCUCGAACAGUUAAUAACAUGUCCUAUGCUCCUCCAAAUGCUCAGGCGGGAGCCCCUCAAUUAUCCCAGGAAGAGCCCGCUACGGAAACUGGAGCUGCUUCUUCUGAAGAUGUUAUUUCCAUGCAACAACGCAUUAUGAAGGAGAAGCGCCUAGAAGCUCGUCAGCGAAGACUAGAGCAAGAACAAAAGGAGGAGGCAGCACGACGAGAACGAAUUCGCCUAAAACUAGCAGCUAUGGGACCUCCUCCGGACAAAGAAAAGGAGAAAACCAAAACGGAGGAUCAGCCAACAGCAGCAGGAGCAACCACAAGUUCGCUCAAAGAUCCGACAUCAGCGACCAGCGCACACCACACAAUACAAUCUCCACCAAAACCUCCUGUGCCUGAGCCUAGCGGAGAGCCGAAGCAAUAUGGAAUGAUGAGGGUCCAUCAUCCCGAAUCCGUGAAGAAGUUGGUUGCCGCCAAUGAACGAGUCGUUGAGAAGCCACCAACCGUACCAAUCGCCAGUCGGCGUAGCAUGUCUCCAAGUCGCGAUGUGAAAUCCGAUGUGAAGCCUGCACCCGCCAAAUCCAACGGAGUUCUACAGGAGGAAGCUUUAUUACCAAAAGACCAAAAGGUUGAAACUUCCGCGUUGGAGGACAAAGAUCAACGAUGGAAAAGUAAUCAAAAUUCGUUAUAUUCUCCCUGGGCAACAGGGGCCAAACUUAGCACGAAUACUUCUCCAAGUUCUAAUAUGUGGAAACCUCUCAGCAGCGACAAAAUUCUCGGCAACGGCACUUUUGACCGUAACCUAACCGCCUUCUCACAUGAAUUGUCCCUCCGUGGACCUGUUGGUCUGGCUGAGCCGUCUCCUAUAGGCUCAAUGCCAACAAACAUUGAUAAGAACGGCAGCACGCAGUCAUUCGCUGGUACGAGGCUGGGAUCAGAUCAUAAGUCGCCGCUGGCUUCUCUUCCCUCGUCCGACACCACCCAUCCGCCAUACGAACCUUUCCAACCGAUUGCUAGGCCGCGACCCAUUGGUCCUCCAAACUCUCAACAUAGCCCCUGGCAAACCGAUUCUCGUCGUGCAGUACAGGCAGCGACCUCGGCUUGGAGUAAUUUUCAAGUUGUUGCAGCGAAGCAAGAAGCCGAAGCAAACAACAAAUUUCAACGAGAACUUGAUUCUAUGCGUGAUGAACCUCCGUCAUCUCUUAAUGUCAAUUUCGAUGAAACGUGGCGUCAGGUUCGAGUAGGAGAUCAAGCGGGUCAAAGAGAGGUCAUUGACGUUGUGAAAUCGAAUAAACCUCCUGGCCCUCUCCCAACACUUCACGGUUUUGAUGCACCUAUGGACAGUCUGCCAUUUCCGGAAUCUCACUCUCGACCGUUUGGCAAUGUAGCCAGCCGUGGGUCUCGCUUUUUCCCUACUAUCACUGAUACAUAUAGAGGGCCUGUGGUUGUAGAUGACGGACGACCUUGGAGUCCAUCACCACCUCCUCCUGAGACAUACUCUACUCACCCUGCAUAUAGUGGCGAUGCACAUCGUCCUUUGGUAAAUCUACCUAUUCCAAAACCGGUAGUGAGAUUACCCCCAAAGAUCAACAAGCAACCCCCCAAACCGCCGACGUUUGCAUCGAUGGCUGCGACACCUGUACGGCCAACGCAGCCUUCAAUGAGAACGACAUCUUGGCAAGAUCGCAUCAACGGUCUCUUUGGGAAGGUAACUCCAGAAAAGAAGCACAUUUUAGCGGUUGCUUCAGCAUCUAAAGAACCCCUGGAUGUCCAGUCUCAUAUUCACCCUGCAGCUGUUUCGCUUCCUCAGAUCAGAGAGGUUGAUGGAGUUGACGCUGGUUUGGUAACUUCCAAAGAAGUCGAAGAGGAAGAAGCGAUCUUUGAAGACAGAGAAGCGGGUUCUUUGCCUGUUGUUCGUGUACCUGUUAUGGCACCACCCAAUGCAUGGCAUGCAGCUCUUCCCCCGCCAGCACGCUUGCGACCUAAGAUUCUUAGGCCUAUGCAGGUUCAUAGCGUUGAACCGUACACUCCAGAACUACCAAAGAAAGAUGUGUCUGGUAAUUGGCAUAUCAUGGUCCAUAUUCCUGGAUCUGAUAACGUGACUUCGGUGGCUUUCUCGAAAAAGCUUCCUGUUUCUUCAUCACGACCGAAGGGAAACUCUAGUUUUCGCACUCGCAAGCACACAAAGCCCAGAGAACCAACAGCAAAAUACAAUAGCUCGCACAGUAAUAAGCGGCAGAAUACGUCUGCCCAGGCCGCAUAA
Messenger RNA from Talaromyces atroroseus, 4290 nucleotides. RefSeq lists its product as hypothetical. Lineage: Eukaryota; Fungi; Ascomycota; Eurotiomycetes; Eurotiales; Trichocomaceae. The transcript is spliced from 8 exons. Gene Ontology annotation, biological process: proton motive force-driven ATP synthesis. The coding region runs from base 1 to 4290 and encodes 1429 amino acids. The record is from RefSeq and is a predicted model, not a curated record.